CACUAUCACUACCACCACCACCACCACCACCACCACCACCACCCACUCCUCCACCACACCUCCUCCCACCAGAGCCCCUGCAAUAGCUGUGAUGCGACCAUGGGCUCCAUAGCCAUACCAGAGACGGCACUGUCGGAGACGUCAUCCUCGCCCUCCGACACCAUCGACCUGCAUCAGACACUGCCUCAUCCUCCACCUUCCAACAAUAACAAUAACAACAACAAGCGCUCAUCCACCGAUGCCGGGCUCAAGCCCAAUGGCAUGCGACCACACAAGAGCGUCAAGAGAAGAGCCUCCAAAGCUUGUCAGUGUUGUCGCUCUCGCAAAGUGCGAUGCAACGUCGUUGAACAUGGCCCGCCGUGCACCAACUGCCGACUGGACGAGGUGGAAUGCAUCGUUUCGGAGAGCAAGCGCAAAAAGAAAUGGACUUCGAACGACAUUGGCGCAUCGCCUCAGAUUGGCAAGUCCGGACUCCCAUUCUCCAAGCCUUCAGUCUUUCCCAUGUCUGCUGCACCACCCUAUGCGCCAGUGAGGCGGGAGUCUGCCUCGGAACAUGUGCCUCAUGCACUAUACCAAGAUCUUGGCCGGAGUAUGUCGAUGACUUCGGACCAUCCUCGGCCCAAUCCCAAACUAUUCGCCUCAGACAUGAUGGUGAACCUGCAACGCCUUACUCACAAACCAUCCAUCUCCAGUCCGGCGGCCAUGUUGCCCCCGUUCAGUUUACCACAGCCACAGCCCUCGUGCAACUUGCCACUGUACAUCAAGCCUUUGCCAUCGAAGCUGGACCCUGAAGACAUCUUGUACCUGGAGAAUAAGGGCGCCUUAUCGAUACCGGAUCAACAGCUUCGCGAUGAGCUGUUGAAGAGCUACGUCGAGUUUAUACACCCAUUCAUGCCAUUGCUCAAUAUCCAUGAAUUCGUUGCCACAAUCGAUCGAAACGACGGAUCAUCGCCCAUCAGCUUGCUGCUCUUCCAGGCAGUCAUGUUCUCUGCGAUUGCUUCUGUCGACAUUCGUUAUUUGCAUUCGGCAGGUUAUGCGACGCGACGAGAUGCGAGGCGAGCGUUUUUCAACAAGACUCGAAUUCUCUAUGACUUUGACAUUGAGAUUGAUCGCAUCUCACUGAUUCAAGCGCUUUUGCUCAUGACAUACUGGUACGAGACACCAGAUGACCAGAAAGAUAGCCACCACUGGAUGGGCAUUGCCGUGUCCCUGUCUCACACCAUCGGCCUCCAUCGCAAUCCUGAAAAGUCGGCAGCCAUAGACCCGGCAAGGAAGAGAUUGUGGAAACGGAUUUGGUGGUCAACAUAUAUGCGAGAUCGUCUCGUCGCCCUCGGAAUGCGUCGGCCCACACGUAUUCAGAACGCCGAUUUCGAUGUGCCCAUGUUGGAGCUCAGCGAUUUCGAGCUCGCAGUCAUACCGGAGGGGCCCUCUUGCAUGCCAUCAGACUGCAAGCUGCUCCGGGAUCUGGACAUGCAGAGACAGCUGAACAUUAUGUGCAUUGAAAAUGCGAGACUGUGCAUCUGCAUGAGCCACGUGCUCAGCGUGCAAUAUUCGGUCUUGAAUAACAACCAUGGCGUGGUGUCGGACCAGGGCAGUACGAAAACUACUGUCCAUCUGGUCGCGAAAAGGCCCGAUCCGGAGCAAAAUGAGGUCCAGACGUGUAAUAAUGAACUUGUGCGAUGGAGAAGUGAGCUUGCCGAAGAAGCGCAAUACGUGGUUCCUUCGUGGUCUGAUGUGGAUUCUGGUAAUUAUGCGAUUGCGCUCAAUCGUAGUUUACUGCACAUGAUCUACUUUGCCACGCUGUCAGCUCUCCACCGACCGCAAGUGCUACCCUCGACAUCACUUCCGCCACGACAGCAACAAUCUGAGCAGCUUGACCACUCACGCAAGGCUGUACGACUCGCCGCGAGCGAAAUUACGAGCAUUGCUCAUCGUCUCUUCGAUCUCGAUAUGGUACGAUACCUUCCGACCACCGGAAUCACCGUUCUUCUUCCGGCGAUCAUCAUCCAUCUCCUCGACAUCAAAGCCCCGGACGAGGUGACGAGGAGAACCAGCCUCAGAGGGUUCUGCCAAUGCAUGCAGAUCAUGAGCAAACUUCGCGACAUCUAUGCUGCAGCUGACUACAGCACUGCAUUCCUCGAGGCCGCCAUUCGGAAAGCAGAAAUCAGCCUUCCACAAAAGACAGACGAAGUGCGUGAACGAAGAGUCAUCACUUCCGCUCAGGAUCUUCUGGGUGUUGGGAAGAGAAUGGGUGUGGUAUCUGCAGACGAGCGUCCUGCCAUCGAGCGAUCGGGCAGUGGAGCAAUCACUCCGCCCCCAGACGCCGCGAACGGCGUCAGCGAAGGUGGAAGUCAUGACACCCAACUCGACGACCACGCCCACGCCGAGAUGGUGCCAGGAGUCAUGACAGACGAUGAUAUUGCUCGGAAGUUGAACAAUUAUCUGACCUCGACGCCUCCGGGAAGUGAGGGUCACACGACACAGCAAGCCACGGAAAACGAAAACGAAAAUGAAAUCCAUAUGGAGGAGCCACAUUCGAGCUUGGCAGGCAUCCAAAACCUAGGACCCGAUUUGGAGCCCGAUUUCGAUAGUAUGAUCAAUCUCGAUGCGGCAGGCGAUGUCUGGGGUCUCGAGGAGGGUGCGUUCGCAGCGAUGAGUGGAGAAAGCGGCGGAUUUACGCUUGACGAGGCGUGGUUACAAGUGAUGAAGGAGACUGCCGGACUGAGUCCUCCCAAAGACACGCCGCCGACGAGUGGAGGUGGCGUGGGCGCGACCGCGUUGAACGAGAUGGGACAAGAUGUCAGUCUGAGUACCGACAUCAGCUUCUCGAGGGAAGGGGACAUCAAGGCGCUUACAGUGAGUGUAUGAUGGAUGAUAUGAUGGAAAGUGAUCUAGAAGCCCGUGUAGUAGUAAUGCCGAGACGUGUCACGACUGAUGAAGACCAAUUCUGUUGGCAGUGUAGAUGGCUCAACACAAGCAACCACAGUAGACAUAGACGUGGGGUGAAGGUAUACUAUACAGACGAAAAGGACAAAACUCUACAAAAC
Messenger RNA from Sphaerulina musiva SO2202, 3047 nucleotides. Its product is annotated as Fungal_trans-domain-containing protein. The record is from RefSeq and is a predicted model, not a curated record. The transcript has 3 exons. The coding region runs from base 100 to 2868 and encodes 922 amino acids. Gene Ontology annotation, molecular function: DNA-binding transcription factor activity, RNA polymerase II-specific; DNA binding; zinc ion binding. NCBI's taxonomy places the organism in Eukaryota, Fungi, Ascomycota, Dothideomycetes, Mycosphaerellales, Mycosphaerellaceae. Gene Ontology annotation, biological process: regulation of DNA-templated transcription; DNA-templated transcription.